Anthostomella pinea is the source of this 831-nucleotide messenger RNA. The record is from the annotation of a GenBank genome assembly. NCBI's taxonomy places the organism in Eukaryota, Fungi, Ascomycota, Sordariomycetes, Xylariales, Xylariaceae.
AUGUACGUCAAACCCCCUUCGCUUGUCACCCCGUCUGGACUGCACCGUCGAAGACUUCAUAUUGAGCUAUUCGGACCACUGGGUUGCCAGCAUGGCACCCAAAUCCUGCUCGAACUUCCUCGCCUACCUUACCGGCUGGCUUACAACCCUCGCGUGAGAAGCUCAAGCAAUUACGACGAGUUACCUGACGGCAACUACACUCCAAGGCAUCAUCGUGCUAGCAAGACCUUCGUAUGUCGCAGAACCCUGGCAAACAGUGUUGCUUUGUGGGCUGUUGCGUCAUUUGCUUGCGCUCUGAAUUUCACCGGCGGACUUCUGGCCAGGUUCGAAGGUUUGAUCCUGAUCUUACACCUCGUUGGCUUCUUCGGGAUAUUGGUCCCUCUGGUGUACUUCUCAGAUCACAACAGCGCAGAAGCCGUGUUUACCACGUUAUACGACAACGGAGGGUGGCACUCGGACGGGUUGACUUUUUUAGUAGGCCUCGCAUCUAUUAUCAGCACACUAACUGGUGCCGGCUGUGCUGUUCAUAUGUCCGAAGAAAUACAGUCUGCUGCUACAGUCGUACCGAAAGCAUUGCUUUAUACGAUUUCGAUCAACGGGACUUUGGCUUUCGCUAUGGCUAUCGCUUUCCUAUUCUGCAUUACCGACUUGGACGCAGCCGUCGCGGCAGCGGACACCAUGUUCUACCCGUUUCUCCAGGUAUUCCAAUCCGCUGUCGGGUCUACUGCAGGUGCAUGUGUUAUGGCCAGUCUUAUCCCUAUACUAGCACUCGCCAGCAGUAUUCGGGUUUAUGCCACCUCAUCCCGAAUGAUUUGGUCGUUUGCACGAUAG